This is a messenger RNA of Clupea harengus (Atlantic herring), 5620 nucleotides long. It is a transcript of the gene sp4, whose product is annotated as sp4 transcription factor. Gene Ontology annotation, molecular function: DNA-binding transcription factor activity, RNA polymerase II-specific; RNA polymerase II cis-regulatory region sequence-specific DNA binding. The record is from RefSeq and is a predicted model, not a curated record. Gene Ontology annotation, biological process: regulation of transcription by RNA polymerase II. NCBI's taxonomy places the organism in Eukaryota, Metazoa, Chordata, Actinopteri, Clupeiformes, Clupeidae.
CCGCUCAACCGAACGUGCUUACGCCAGAGUAACGUUCCAGCCGUUUUCACCGCAGAGUAUUAUGGGGAAAGUAGUCUUUUCAGAGGCAGCAUAUCUCUGAGGCGAAAGUAGACCAAAUACAACUCCCAUAUAAACCUUCGCAUGUGAGGUUGGUCCAUCCAAUCUGAAUAUGUGGGAGGAGAACAUCCGCCCACAAAAGCCAUAGCAAUCUUUCUAUAGCUCAAAUGCAAUUGAGUAUCAAAAAGUGUGCAUAUGCAAUACUGAAAAUUAAGAUGUCACUAUUUAAAUGAAAAACAGCAGAUCAUUAUCCAAGGCUAGACAAGUCGAUCGGGCUGCUGUGACAGAAGAGAACGGCUUGGCAUUCGCUUGAAAUUUAAAUGGAAGUGGGUGGACCAUGGUGUAGACAGUCGCAACUUCGAUGUGGACAUACUUCAACGAUGAACAUUCUUUUUACGGGGAUGUAAAUUCACCUGCAGGACUCCGUUCAGCACGCGUCUUAAAGGAAUUGAAAGUGACUACUAGCCCGGACAUAUUUUGUGUAACGUUACAGUUAUCUACUGGCGUACAGAUUGUGCUUUGCAUUUGGUACCGCCCUUCCUGACGGGUGGGUCUUUCGUCAGAGCCAGAGAGAGCCAGCGGUCGGAGGAGCUACGCCACAGCCUAGCAGUAGCCAUUCGUGGAAAAAUAGGCCGUCCUUCUCCGGGCUUCAGCCUGCCUCUCUGCCUCCACGGCGUCCGGCCUUUUUUUCUUAAACAACUCCUCUCCGUUUUUCAUUAAUGCGGGAUGAGUGAUCAGAAGAAGGAAGCUAUGGCAACAGAUGGAGGCAAAUCAGGAGGUGACAAGGGCAAAACUUCAGGAUCACAGGACGCUCAGCCAUCUCCACUCGCGCUGCUAGCGGCCACAUGCAGUAAAAUAGGGGGCGUGGCCGGCGAGGGUCAGGCGGGAGUGCCGCAGCAGAUCAUCAUCGACCCCAGCCAGGGGCUCGUGCAGCUUCAGAACACAUCACAACAGCUGGAGCUCAUUCCCGCGCAAUUCACCGGCAACGGCUGGCAGAUUAUCACCUCAUCCACUCCUACCACUCUUACAAAGGACAGCCUGACACAAGCCGGUGUGACCUUUGCCACAGCUGCCUCCAGCGACAGUACCUCUGUCCGCAAAGUUAAAGUGAUUGGUGCAAACAAUGUACCUGCCGGACAGCAGCAGCAGCUGCAGCAGCAACAGCAGUUUCAGAUCAUCCAGGUGCAAAAUAUGCCUAAUUCAACAGGCGGUAUCCAGUACCAGGUAAUACCACACAUCCAGACUGCGGAUGGGCAGCAAAUCCAAAUAAACCCAGCCAGUGCCACAUCAUUAAGCCUACAGCCAGAGCAAAUCCAGCUGAUCUCGGCUGGCAACAACCAGACCAUCCUUGCCACACCUCAGCGGGCAGGCUCGGCCAACAUUGUCACUCAGAACGUAGCCAACCAGGCAAUCCCCCUCCAGAUUCGGCCCUCCUUCCCUCUCCAGCUGCAGACCAUCCAAGGUGCCCAGGCCCCUAUGAUGACUACAGUACCCAUAAACAUUGGCGGCAUGACCCUUGCUCUGCCUGUCAUCAACAAUGUCGCAGGGGGUGGGGCUUUCCAGCUGAUACAGUCAGGCGAUGGCAGCAUCUCAAACGGCAACUUGGUUGCUGCACCUGUGAGCAGUAGCGUGGUGGAAUCUUCCGGCAUCACCACCUGCACCACCACAACCACCACUGUUGAUGCUGCCGGUAUGCCCACCGUGGAUAGCACCACAUUAAGCACCACAAGUCCUGCACUAGCCGAUGGUGGCGCCACAGAAAAGGACCCACAGACCCAACAGGCCGAGGCAGACAGUCAGAAUCACCCUGCUGGCCAAAUCCAGAUCCUGGCUAACGGUCUCCAGCCAGCAGGCCAAGACCAGGCGGGCCAGCAGAUCCAGCAGUUCCACAUUGUGGGCCACCCUCUCCUCCAGCAGUUCCAGAUCCAACAGCCCCAGCAGCAGCUGGUCCAGGGCUCCAUCCAGCUGCAACCGGGCCAGACCCUGCAGCCGGUCCAGCAGAACCUGCAGUUGCAGGCCUUCCAGAACCCCACGCAGGUGCUGAUACGGGCGCCCACGCUUUCGCCCAACGGGCAGAUCAGCUGGCAGACGGUGCAGGUCCAGAACGCCGCCAUGCCCCAGCAGCUCACGCUGGCGCCCAUGGCGUCCAACGCCACCACGGCGGGCACCGGAGGGGCCACGUUCACGCAGAUUACACCGCUGGCACUCGGAGGCACGCCCAUCACCCUCAACGCCGCCCAGCUGUCUGGGACGGGGGUGCAGACAGUCAACAUCGCUGGGCUCGGGGCGGCAGGGAUGCAGGUGCAAGGAGUGCCCCUCACCAUCACAGGAACAGUGCAAGGUCAACAACAGGGUCAGGAGGGGGUCAAAGUUCAGUCGACUCCCGUGACGGUCACGGUGGGCAACAUUGGGAACACGGCGGUCAGUCCGGACCAAAUGGGUCAGGUGCAGAGCCCGUCAGACCAGGAGGGCCAGCCCAGCAAGAGGCUGCGCAGGGUCGCCUGCUCCUGCCCCAACUGCAGAGAUGGAGAGGGCAGGAACAACAGUGACCCCUCUAAGAAGAAGCAGCACAUUUGCCACAUGGAGGGCUGUGGGAAGGUGUAUGGUAAGACGUCUCACCUGCGAGCUCACCUGCGCUGGCACACGGGCGAGCGCCCCUUCGUCUGCAACUGGAUCUUCUGCGGCAAGCGUUUCACCCGCAGCGACGAGCUGCAGCGGCACCGCCGCACGCACACAGGUGAGAAGAGGUUUGAGUGUCCGGAAUGUUCCAAGCGGUUUAUGAGAAGCGACCACCUCUCUAAGCACAUCAAGACCCACCAGAACAAGAAGGGGGGCACAGCCCUCGCCAUCAUCACCACAGAGGACAUGGAGGACACGGGUGACGACGAGGUCCUCGGCUCGCCCAGGAUGGUUACCGUGGCGUCGCUCUCCCAGGAUUCGAACCCGGCCACGCCCACCACCUCCAACAACCUGGAGGAGGAGUUUGAAUAGCCCCGCCCCCUCGUUUUUGUUUCCUGUUGUUUUUUCUUUUUCUUUUUUCUCCACUCUGCACCAGCUCUUUGGUGCUGAAUAGCAAUGGACAGAUAGAGAAGAGCACCUGACUUUUUCAUUUCUUCAUCUUUCUAUUGUUUUUGUUCUCAUUCUGCUAAGAGUAAAAAAAAAAAAACUAAUGCAUAUUACGACAAAAUAUAGUCUAAAGUUAAAAAGAAAUAUGGCUUUUAAAAAGAAAUAAUUACAUUUUAAAAAGCUAACGGUAGCCAGAUAAAGGUAUAUUAACUGAAUCAGAGCAGUAGCACAAUGCUUGGGGGUCUGUGGUUUUCUCGUACGAAUCGCCAACACAAAGAAUCUUAGAGUUAAAAGAGAAUCUAUUUCUAUGCACAAAAAAUAUGUACUUAUGUUAUUCACAGGGAUGAAUUAACUAUAUUAUGACGAUGGGUAGACGGGUUGGCUGAGAUUCCAGUUGCAGAGAGGCAGACCAUGGUCUGCGUUUUGUUUUUUGUUUUUUUUGUUUUUCGGACAGGUACACAGUACUGCACGUGAUGGUCCUAAACACAGCUACUGUACGCAGCCAGUUACGUGUGUGACUGAAGACUUAUUUCAAAUCAAAGGUGGAAACAGACGUUUUGAUCUAUUUGAUCGUCAGUCUCCUCUGUUCUGAAGUGUGUCAGUGGUCCUAUUUGGACUGAACGCGUUUCAUCCUGACUAUAGUGGUGCAUGAAGCAAGUCCCAGACAUUUUCAAGGCAUGUGAGUGUAUUUGCCAAUGGUUAAAACCUCAAACAGAUGCUAAAGCCUUCAGCAAACCAUGCCUUUCGAAGAUUAUGUUUGGAUUUCCAAGUUCUAGUCUCAAUGGAGGACAGUUAGCCAGGUUUUUGAAGUUCUUGUUUAAGGAAAACAGAACAGAGAGAAUAAAAGAGGAGAGAGAGAGAGAGAGAGUAAUUAAAAGCACAUAUUAAAUUAAAUGUAUAAAACAAAGCAUUCCUAUUGAGAAAAUUCUUAGUGUCACGGUUUAUAGAAAAGACGAUAAUGAGGGGGGAGAACACAAUCUAGCUUUCUGUGGCGUGCUACGUUUUGGUGAAAGCAAUACUUUAAAGACAAUCUUAGUGAAACCAUGUUUACAUUAAUUGAGGGUUGGGAGCAAAUGUAGGUUUCUUUGAUACAGGAGUUUAAGAAAAAAAAAAAAAAGAGAAAAGGAAAAAAAAAGAAAACAAGCAUAAAGGUCUUUCGUCUCUCAAAGUCAUACGAACUGUACUACAAUGCCUUAACACAAACUUGCAGUACUGCUCCAUGUUGGCCAAGGGUCUCCUCAAGUGAGGGCGAAGGAGACUGGGGGCCUUAAAAUGGUGACUUGUUUAUUAGAGAAACUUGUGAACUCACUGGUGAGCCAGCGCUCUUUUAUUUACUUUUUUUUUUUUUUUUUUUUUUUUUAACCUCUUUGCUUCCUUCCCCUGAUUCGUCAGGUUGCGAAUCCUUCUCUGAGGACAAAAAAUGAAUAAGUAAAUAAAUAGAGUUUGUCGCCCCUGCCGCUCCCCUACCUACACACAGCCUAGAGUCCAACUCAGCAGGACCUAAGAGUGGAAGACACAUCCACAUGUCCCGAUCUCACCUAAAACAUCACCAACACACACACACACACACACACACACGUAGUCAAAAACACAGACACACAUACACAUUGGCCCCAUCCCUAUAAUCAUUGUGCCUCCGAGUCCCCCCCUCCACCCUGCAGACCUGGGGCAUUCCUAGAAAUGGUGGGAAGGGUCUGAAGAUCAUUACGAUGUUCUGAAACGUGUUUGGUGGUGUUUUCUAUCUGUGUCCGUUUCGUGAGUAAAGUCUCUUUUUUAAUUUUAUUUAAUUUAUUUAAAAUGUAUUACCCAGAAUGCCCCCUCAAAUAAUGCCCCACCCCACCCCACUCAUGCCCCCCCCCCCCCCCCCCCUGCAACCCACUCCCUUUUAUUACAGCACAUUCAACUGUAGAUGAGAAACUGUGUAUUGCUAAUUUAUUAUUUAUCCGUAUUUUUAAUAUUUGCCUUUGCAGAAAUUGCUGAUGUGUGUUGUGCGCUGUCGAUUCAGAGAUUAUGUGCAGCAUGUUUUUGUUUUCUGCUAAUAGUAAUGAAUUAUUAUUUCUAAAUGUGGUCCUUUUAUAAAUAUAACCAUUACUUUUUAAUUUAAAUGAUCUUUUUUUGUUCUCACAUCAUAACGUGUUUCAAAAGAAAAGACAUGGAAAAAAAUACCAAGCAAAAAAAAGUUUCAAAUGAAAUGGUUGAUACCAAACAAUUUAGAUGUUUUUGGUAAUAUUUUGUGUGACAACUGAUUUUCUUUAAUAUUUUCUAGUGACAUCUCAUUUGUAAAUCCUUUUCUAAGAUGUUCGUUUGUCUCCAUGACAUUUGAUAAUGGUUUUUUUUGCCAGGUUAGCCUCAAAGGCUGCAGUUUAUUGAUAUUUUUAAAAUACAACUUUGUACAAAUGUGUUAUGUGAAUGGGGGAAGAAUAAAAAAAAAAGAAAAAGGAGAAACUUGCCUGCAUAACACUUGAAAAUAAAGUGAAUUAAAUCUGUCUUAAAUAUA